This is a messenger RNA of Kazachstania africana CBS 2517, 2643 nucleotides long. It is a transcript of the gene NIC96, whose product is annotated as linker nucleoporin NIC96. Gene Ontology annotation, biological process: protein import into nucleus; poly(A)+ mRNA export from nucleus. Gene Ontology annotation, molecular function: structural constituent of nuclear pore. The record is from RefSeq and is a predicted model, not a curated record. The transcript has a single exon. NCBI's taxonomy places the organism in Eukaryota, Fungi, Ascomycota, Saccharomycetes, Saccharomycetales, Saccharomycetaceae. Gene Ontology annotation, cellular component: nuclear pore. The coding region runs from base 1 to 2643 and encodes 880 amino acids.
AUGGAUGGUGAUUUGAAGCAGCAGAAUGCGUCCUCUUUGAAGAGCACGAGCAAAUUGUUCAAUGACUUGAUCGAGUCAUCCAAGACUCUACCAACUACUUCUUCAGAACUAGGCUCGAUUCAACUGAGUAUUAAUGAAAUCAACAGACGUUCGAAAGAUUUAAGAUCUUCAUACACACAUGGAAAACCAGAAUCAGUGAGAGAUCACACAAAAGCUCAUUAUUUAUUAGCUGGUAGCGGGCUAGCCUUUGAAGAUGUCGACUCUUCUUUAAAUUUUUUAAAAGAUAAUAAAUUGAAUAAAACAAUCACUACCACAACAACUGCAGCACAACAACAACGACAGGUAAAUACAGAUGGAAUGGAAAUUGAUAGCUAUUUAAAGAUAAAGAAGGAUGAAAAUAUCUUGGCAUCUAUAGAACAACUCUUAUCAUACGCGGCAAAAGAUUUUGAUAAUUUUAUUAAUCAAAAUUUAAAUCUCGACUGGAAUCAAAGAAAAGAUCUAGUGAAAGAAAACUUCGGUGUUCUUAUUCAUAAAAAUGAAUCCAAUUCUUCAAAAGCCACCUCUAAAAUUAUGAAUUGGGGGUUAGAUAAAAAUAAGAAUAAAAAUUUCAAGAUUUUGAAUAACAACAGUAACGAAUCAAAAUUAAAUGUCAAUGAAAAUUAUUUAGUUAGAGAAAUUUUCGAAACAUAUGCUAAAACUAUUCACGCAUUCAAUAAUUCCAGACAAAUGGGACAAAUGUUUCCUCUAACAAAAGAAUUCAUUUCUCUCUUGUCAAGUAACACCGCUCACAUCAACAAUGUUAACGACUCUAAAAAGAGACAGCUAUUAGAAAGUUGGAAAGUCCUUGACAAUUUGGGUGGAAUAGCAGAUCAUAAAGAUACUGUAUCAAAUGCUAAGGACUAUUUGGAAAAACAAUUUUUGGGGUACGUCGAUAGUUUAUACAAUAAGAACAUGGAUGAAGGAUUACCAACAAAUAUCAAUAAGAUAAAAUCUUUUAUUGAAAGCAAAUUGAAAAAUACUUCCAGUAAUACAUGGAAAAUAAGCAACUUGACUAUUGUCAAUGGAGAACCUAUUUGGGCAUUAAUAUUUUACUUACUAAGAGCAGGUUUGAAGAAAGAAGCAUUAGAAAUUGCGAUUAAUAAUAAAUCGAGUUUCAAAAAAGUUGAACAAUCAUUUUUGGCCUAUUUCAAAGCCUACAUUUCUUCAAACGAUAAUAGGUUACCAAUAGAAUUCUCAAACAAAUUGCAUACCGAAUAUAAUCAACACAUUAAGAAUUCUUUGAAUGGUGAUCCAUAUAGAUUAGCUGUCUAUAAGAUCAUUGGUAGAUGUGACUUAACAAGAAAAAACAUUUCCUCAGUUACUUUGAGCAUAGAAGAUUGGUUAUGGGUUCAUUUCAUGUUAAUCAAAGAUGAUAUUAAUGACAAUGAUCCAAUCUAUGAAAGGUAUACUCUAGAAGACUUUCAAAACAUCAUUUUAUCUUAUGGAGAAGCCAGAUUUACCAAUAAUUACUUACAGGUUCUUGUAUUAAGUGGCCUAUACGAAUUGGCGGUUGAAUAUGCUUAUUCUUUCAAUGAAUUCGAUGCUGUUCAUUUAGCAAUUGGAUUUGCCAAUGAAAAUCUGUUAAAAAUUGCGUCUAUAGAAUCAAUAUUAAGUGAUACCAACAGUUCCAGUAAAUUAGUUGUUUUCAACAAAAAGACAAACCAAAGGGAAAUAAAUUUUGCUAAAUUAAUCGGUAAUUACGUUAGGUCAUUCAAGUUUUCAGACCCAAGAAUUGCCACAGAGUACUUGAUAUUGAUCAAUCUAAAUAAUAAUGGUAAUGCCGAACAAAUUGAACUUUGUCACGAAUCUUUAAGAGAAUUAAUACUUGAAACAAACGAAUUCACCAUACUAUUAGGUAAGAUAAAUAGAGAUGGUUCAAGGAUUCCAGGUGUCAUAGAAGAAAGACAAUCAUUACUACAACUGAGAGAUACGAAGGAGUUUUUACGUACAAUCACAGAGCAAGCAGCGCGUAAAGCAGAUGAAGACGGUAGAAGCAGUGAUAGUUUAUUGUUAUAUCAAUUGAGUGAAGAUUAUGAUAUUGUCAUUACAAUUGUCAAUGGACUUCUGAGCGAUAUUUUAAGCAAUACAGAUCUAAAUCAAAAUCUCAUCAGCUUCAAUGAUAACAGUGAAACAAAUCCAAUUCUUUUGGCUGAGAAACUAAUUACAAUCUAUAUGGAGAAUUUAGAGAUCUCAAAGAAAGUCCAUACUAAAAAUAAAGAAACGUGUAUUCUAUUGUUGAGCCUAAUUGAAGUGAGAAAAUUAUUUAUUGCAAAACAAUGGCAAAAUACCUUGUCAGCAAUAGAACAAAUUGAUUUACUACCGUUUACAGACGAAUUAUCUGCUAGAAAAAAAGCACAAGAUUUCACCACUUUGAACGAAAAUAUAAUCAAAUGCAUACCAAACCUUUUGAUAAUAACGAUGACUUGUUUAUCGAAUUUAAUAACUAGCUUAAAUCAAAGUGAAUACCAAUUAAUGUCUAAGAUAGAGCAAAUUGAUGCAUUAAAGAAAGUUGCCAAGAAUUGUAUGGUCUACGCGGGUAUGAUUCAAUACAAGAUGCCUAGAGAAACUUAUAGUACAUUAAUUAAUUUGGAUGUUGGAUUAUAA